AUGCUAGAGAUUGUUGUUGAGGAGCCUGAACAACAGAAAACUAUUCCACCAAGUAGGCCUUCAAAGGGCUUAGCAUUGCCCAGCACCAACAGCGAGAGUAUAAGCUUGCUAUUGAGGGACCCGUGCCCUCCCCACGGGACCAUGUCAGUCAUUGGUAGAAGACGUGAAAUGGAAGAUGUUGUUGCAGCCAUGCCUUUAUUCUUUUCUCUCCCCAAGCCCACAGUACUGUUGCAAAAAAACCUUACUGGAUUCGCAGCCCUUGUGCCUACUCCUCUCGACGUUUUUGGUGUCUAUGAUGGCCAUGGCGGAUCGCAAGCUUCACUAUAUUGUAAAAACCAUUUUCAAGAGGCUCUAGCUGAGAAGUUGAGAGAUGCAUCUUCAUUUUCCAGAGACUUAAGUUAUUGGAGCAAAUUCAUGUUUGCUUGCUUCAUGAAAAUGGAUAUGGUAGUUGGAGGUAUGUGUCCAAAUGGAGGCUGCAGUAGUAAUGGGGGUGUAAAAAUGAUUAAUGAUUGGUGCCAAAAUCCAGUUGCACCUGAAAAUAUGGGUUCUACGACUGUUAUAGCUGUUGUGAGCCCAACUCAAGUUGUUAUUGCAAAUUGUGGGGAUUCUAUGGCAGUAUUAUCAAGGGGAGGAAAAACAAUCCCUUUGUCUAAAGACCAUAAGCUCGAACGAGAGGAUGAAAUGGGCCAUAUUGAAGCUGCUGCCGAACGUGUUAUUUAUUGGAAUGGAUAUCGUGUUGGAGUCUUUCUCGCCAUGUCCAGGGCCCUAGGAGAUCGAUUCUUGAAACGGUAUGUGAUGUCUGAACCUGAAGUAACAUGUACAGAGCGGACUAAUAUAGAUGAAUGCCUCAUUCUUGCUAGUGAUGGAUUAUGGGAUGUUCUAUCAAAUGAUACUGUUUGUGAAGUUUCUAGAAAAUGUCUUGCUGGAUUUGCACCUCAUUGUUCAAAGGGUAUUACAGAAGAUACUCAUGUUGGUGCAGCAGCUGCUCUUCUUACAAAAUUGGCAGGACUAAACAUUUUGAGCUCCUGGUUAACCUACAAAUAUUUUGAAAUAAUUCUUCCUGGUGGAAAAGUCAGCAUUGAUCCAUGCUACUCUACAGAUUUUAUGGAUGCGGUGUUUGAGAGUCCUUAUGUGGAUCAAGGGGGAGGAUUUUUUGAACCUCCUCGAAGUGGCGUUCUAGGUGAAUUCAAGCUGGAUAAAGUAAGAGAAGAUGUAUUUGACCUAGAUCUGAUUUGGAGAUGA
This is a messenger RNA of Cryptomeria japonica (Japanese cedar), 1242 nucleotides long. RefSeq names its product probable protein phosphatase 2C 68. Gene Ontology annotation, molecular function: cation binding; protein serine/threonine phosphatase activity. The record is from RefSeq and is a predicted model, not a curated record. Gene Ontology annotation, biological process: protein dephosphorylation. Gene Ontology annotation, cellular component: nucleus; cytosol. NCBI's taxonomy places the organism in Eukaryota, Viridiplantae, Streptophyta, Pinopsida, Cupressales, Cupressaceae. The transcript has a single exon. The coding region runs from base 1 to 1242 and encodes 413 amino acids.